Molecule: messenger RNA, 1046 nt
Organism: Phragmites australis (common reed)
Lineage: Eukaryota; Viridiplantae; Streptophyta; Magnoliopsida; Poales; Poaceae
Exons: 2
Coding region: 115-576 (153 amino acids)
Source: RefSeq, a predicted model, not a curated record
UUUAUUCUCCAAAACUAUCUCCACGGUCCGCCACCCCUGUCACCUCCGCUCGACUCCCAGCCCGCCUCGCCAGAGCACGCCGUCGCCGCCCUUCCCGCCACACACGCGCGGCCGAUGGAUACGGUGGCCCCCCGCCUGAGCCGCUCCUCGACGCGGUACGGCCCCGUCAGCAGCAGCGCUGCCGCCUUCAGCGGGCCCGUCCGGAAGUGGCGCAAGGCGUGGGUGCCCUUCGCCGGCGCCGGGGCCACGGGAGUCAGUUCCGGCGGAGCGGUCUCUCGGGAUAAUAAUGUGGUUCUGUUCAGGUGGACGCCAGUGAACGGCGGCUCGGGAGGAGGGGGAAGGGCCGACGGCGGCAUGGAGCCGGCUACCGCAGCGGCGGCCACCAGGCCGCGCUACGUCCCGGCUGCAGGCGAGGCACAGAACGCUAGCAAAAAGGGGAGCAGCAGCGAGCUAAACUUGAACCUUGAGUUGGAAGGCCCUGAUGACGACAGCGACGCCGAUUUGAGCACCGAUGAGCAACGCGACAUAGAUAACAACCAGCAUCCAGAAAGCCGAUUGAAGAGAAAAGCUUUUUAACCCCUGACCUAGAAACGUGGAUCUGAGGAGCAUUAGCUUCAUCCUCCACCUGAAUUGUCCGCCUGUGAGGCUUUCGUGUCACAUAAUCUAGCGUGUAACUUCCAUUAGCCUAUCCUCCCUAGUCUAUUCCAGUCUAGAAUUGCCCAUGCUAUUUGGUCGACUCAAAUUGGCUUUAGUCUCAGUCGACAUAGGUUUCAAUCACUGCCAGUGAGUUAGGGUUCCGGGGUUGGUUGGGUUGGGUUUGGGGUUUUGGUGGGGUUCUGUAGUAGUGAUGAAUUAAGACAUUUAAAUAACUAAUCUAAAUUGGUUUUAAAAACUUCACAAAAUAAACUUAUUUUAAUUUUUAUCUAAAUGUGUUUUAGAUUUAUCUAAUGUGUUUAUUCUAUCGUUUAAAAAGUUUUGCAAUCUAUAAUCAAUCUUAGUAAACUUUAGGAAGGUAAAUGCGCAAAGGUAGAUUGCAAGUAUGUAAA